Molecule: messenger RNA, 2080 nt
Organism: Xylona heveae TC161
Lineage: Eukaryota; Fungi; Ascomycota; Xylonomycetes; Xylonales; Xylonaceae
Product: MFS general substrate transporter
Exons: 5
Coding region: 317-1816 (499 amino acids)
Biological process (GO): transmembrane transport
Cellular component (GO): membrane
Molecular function (GO): transmembrane transporter activity
Source: RefSeq, a predicted model, not a curated record
CAAGUGAGGGUGGGUUGAGAUCAUCCUCAUGUUGCAGCGUCCGGAUGGCUUGCUCUCUCGCCGCUUUCACCUUGACCGUCUUCUCCUUGCGGUUAACAAGCGCGUUGAUAGCCCCGGAGAUACUGCGGGUCGUGUCUCCCCGCCCUAUCAAUUGAUCUGCCGGCAGAAGACGAAAUAUAUCAAUGCCAAUUUCCUCCCCUAGCUGAAGCUCGACGAGCUCAAUUACAACCAUAUAUUAAUAUAUAUCCGCCGCCGCCAAACACGCUCCGAUCAUUGUCAUCAAUUUCAAGUGUUUAUAUAUAUAUAUCUGCUUGCCAUGGACCGGCCCGUGUCUGCCGAGCAUUAUGCAACGGAAAAGCACGAGAUGAGCAACAAGAUUGAUCCGCAGCCAGAAGGCAUCAUGACCAAGGAGGCAACGGAGAGAAGCGAGGGCGAUGUCGAAAUAUACAUUGACCCCAAAAAAGAAAAGAAACUGUUGCUCAAAUUGGAUCUCUUCUUGAUUCCUGUGGUCAUGCUUGUCUACAUUGCCUGUUAUCUGGAUCGUUCUAAUAUUGGUAACGCGGUUGCUGGUGGCUUGCCUGCCGAUAUCCAUGCUUCAUCGCAACAAAUCUCGGUAGCAGUGUCUAUUCUCUUUGUGACCUAUGUCACGCUCGAGACGCCGUGUGCCAUUAUAAUGAAGAAGGUGACGCCACGCGUCAUGAUCACGUCCUUGACUUUUAUUUGGGCUCUUGUGACCAUCUUCACCGGCUUCAUCCAAAGCAUCGGCGGCCUAUACGCCACGCGGUUGCUUCUCGGCGCCUGCGAGGCUGGGUUGUUCCCCUGCUUAAACCUUUACUUGACCAUGGUCUACCGUCGCGAGGAGCAGGCCAAACGAGUGUCGUACUUGUUUAGUAGUGCUGCCCUUGCUGGAGCAUUUGGUGGUCUCUUGGCCUAUGGUCUUCUUCAAAUGGAUGGCGUUGCUGGCAAAGCUGGAUGGAGAUGGCUUUACAUUAUCGAAGGCAUUCUCACCAUUCUCUGCGCUGCUGCUGCAUGGUUCGGUCUUCCAAAUGACCCCAGCAAGGCGUAUUUCCUUAACGCCGAGGAGCGUGAGCUGGUCAAGCUUCGGAGGCUUCAGGCGCAAAAAUAUCUUGGAAGCGAGGAAUUCUCCUGGCAAGAGGUCAAGGCCGCCCUUUGCGAUCCAAAGCUCUACAUCAGCGGCUCCAUCCAGUUCUGUCAGGAUAUUCUCCUGUAUGGAUUCAGCACCUUUCUUCCAUCCAUUCUGAAGAGCAUGGGAUACAACAAGCUGCAGAGCCAGUACCUUACCAUUCCCGUCUACAUCUUUGGCGCGCUAUGCUUCUUCGCUGUCGCAUUCGCCUCUGAUUACUUCCAAAAGCGUGGACCGUGUCUUCUCGUGACCAACAUUUUUGGAAUCGCAGCAUACAUUAUUCUCAUCGCAUCCUCCAAUGACGCUGUCAAGUAUUUUGCAUGUUUCCUCGCCGCCAUUGCCGUAUACAACGGUCCCGGUAUCAAUUUGACAUGGCUCAAUGUCAACGUGGCACCGCACUACCGUCGCGCCACGGCCAUUGGCGCCCAGCAGACCAUCGGCAAUCUUGCAGGUAUCGUUGCCGGCCAAAUUUACCGCAAAGCACCAUACAAGCUGGGCAACAGCUUCUCCUUGGGAGCUGUUUGCGUCGUGCAGUUCAUCAUUGCGGGCAAGAUUAUGUACAUUCGAUGGUUGAACCGAAGAAAGGAGAGAAUUGCCAGUGGCGAGAUCGCAGACAGCCGGACGAGAACCACGACUGGUGAUGCCGAGCUGGACUUUAAGUACCACUACUAAUGUUUUGGAUCGUCUCCGUCUCGGCCUCGUUCUCAUUCCCAUACCUUUAAUUUCUUUCCAUCCUCUUUUCAUGCUGCACUCGAUAUCUCUUUCUAUAUUGCGCUCCACCUUUGCAGCCAGCUUUGCAGCCAGUCUCGCUAUGAAACAUGAUAUUAUCUAAGCCGAGGAAUUCCAUUUAUGAAUCUUAUUGUACAUCUACACCCAAUAGACUUUCGUGUUGAAAACGUAUGCUGGAUCAUACGUUGUCCAGAUACCACUACCUGU